Mizuhopecten yessoensis (Yesso scallop) is the source of this 746-nucleotide messenger RNA. RefSeq lists its product as uncharacterized. Lineage: Eukaryota; Metazoa; Mollusca; Bivalvia; Pectinida; Pectinidae. The record is from RefSeq and is a predicted model, not a curated record. The coding region runs from base 86 to 589 and encodes 167 amino acids. The transcript has 2 exons.
CUUCCAUGAUAACUACGGAAUAAGUCCUACCUUGCACGUCACAACAAGACUUUUGUUAAGACAGUUAACUGCUAAAACAUUGGAGAUGAACGUCCGGCAUCGAAACGGGAUCACCAACGUUCUUAUGAGCAUGUGCUUCCUGAUUUUUUUUUAUGACGUCAUGGCGCUUCCUGGUAAGCAAGUUUCCGACGGCGGUAGAAAACACAUUACGAGUGGAGACUUCGAUAGUUUAAAUACAGAAGAAAUUCCCAGUGAAUUAUUUUUGGAUAUCAACGACGAUGACGGAAUUGAUGAUCUAGAGCAUCAGUAUGAAGUACAGCAAUUCGAUGAUCCGAGAUAUGUGACCGUUGAGGAACCAGGAGUUGGGAAGCGAUUUCUUGGACGCUGGAGAAACCUAAACUGGAAACUCCGUCAACGAGAACUUAAUAAAGAUGAUGUGCCUGUUGGGAAACGCUUCUUUGGCAGAUGGAUGAACAGGAAUUACAUUCUAUCUAAGCUGGAAGCUGAACGUAAGAACCAAGUGGGAAAGCGCUUCCUUGGGAGAUGGAGGAACCGUAAUUAUCUCCUGGAAAAAAUGAAAGAUGAAUAGAUUUUGAAAAAAUAUUAAUAUAAUUUAUGAAGUAGCCUCACUGCUCUGCAAUUAUCAAGUGAUUGUGAACAUGCAUAUCUACAACACAUAUGAUCAUGAUUGAAGAUUUAAGGCGAAACGGUGGUGACGUGUCAUUUUUUGGAGAUUGAAAAUAAAA